AUGAAAGUCCUGACCGUAUCCGAUAAGGUCGCGAGUGUAGGAGAUGGAAACGAACCGACUGUGGUCGACACGCAGACCCUGACUAAGGAGGAACUGAACAAAGGAUGUCCUCUUGGUGUUUCUCGUGUCACUCCAUUUCUGUACGUGUGUGGAGCCCACGCAUUGCCGGGUGCAGUGAGAGUCCUGCACCCUGGUCUCAUCGUUAGUGCAGCUCCUGAGCUGCCUCCUCCGCCUGAAGACUAUGUUCCCAGAACGUUUGUGCCUCUUCUCGACACACCUAAUUCCGAUAUGCACCCGUACAUGGAGAGUGUAGCUGACCUGAUUAAUGAGGUCAUCUGCAAUGGGGAUGUGGUGCUGGUUCAUUGCGUUGCUGGUAUAUCUAGAUCAGUUACUCUCUGCUUGGCGUACCUCGUGAAAUGGCAGAAGAUGACCUUGAGGGACGCCUAUUAUCAUAUGAAGCAAAGACGACCACAAAUCCGACCCAACACGGGCUUCUUCAAGCAGCUCAUCAAGUUCGAAGAGAGGCUUUUCGGAGAACCUUCGGUGAAGAUGGUUUACUGCGAAGCUAUUGAUAAAGAGAUACCUGAUGUAUACGAGGCUGAUUAUAUCGGCAUGACUUGGUUCAGGCAGAGAUACGGACCCAUCGAGAAGAGUUGA
This is a messenger RNA of Spodoptera littoralis (African cotton leafworm), 657 nucleotides long. NCBI's taxonomy places the organism in Eukaryota, Metazoa, Arthropoda, Insecta, Lepidoptera, Noctuidae. The record is from the annotation of a GenBank genome assembly.